CAGGAAAUCGUUUUGACAGUACGUACAUACAUAACCUUUCAAUCUUCCGCUAAUGCAUAUUGGUAUCGCAAUUUUGCCAAUUUCUAUUGUUUAUUUUCCUGAAUAACAGAAUAGUUCCUCUUAUUUAACUUUUCCAAAGGUAGCAUAAGUUGUUAAAAUGGAAGGAUUUGAGAUAAGAUUGACAAGCAGCAAGAAGGGUAAAGGACUCUUUGCAACGCAGAAAUUUGAUCAGGGUGAUGUUAUUUUAGAAGAGGAUCCUUUAGUUUCUUGCCAGUUUGCUUGGAAUGCGGCUUACAGAUAUUUAGCAUGUGACUAUUGUAUGAGGCCACUGGAAACUCCAGAACAGAAUGUAAGGAGACUAUCGUGCAAACCAGACAUAGUACUCCCACACUCUGAUAGAUUUGAGCUGAACCUUGAGAGUAUAACAAGCUGUGACCAAUGUGGCGCCCUCUAUUGUUCCGAGGGAUGCAGACAGAAGGCGUAUGUGACAUAUCAUAGAAUAUUGUGUCACAAUCCGAGUGAUGCCCAACAUCCUAUUGUUGUUCUCAUGGAGACAUGGAAACAAAUGCAUUACCCACCGGAAACAACAAGUAUAAUGUUGUUAGUAAGAAUACUGGCUUACAUACAGCAGAGUCCAGACCCGUCGGCUGCUAGAGCUAAAGUGAAGCAGUUCUGCCACCGCACUGAGAAUGAGGACGCUGAGUUAGUACACAAGUUGCUCGGCGAACAGUUCACACAUCAAAUGAAUACACUGAGAGAGAUGACCGGACAUGUUGUUAGCGGAGAUGAAGUACAAGAGUUUCUAACACCAGAAGGAUUUUGCACACUAAUGGCUUUAGUUGGCACAAAUGGCCAAGGCAUUGGUACCAGUCCCCUGGCUAUGUGGGUCAACUCUGUGCUGGAAAUAACCAUGUCUGAUGAUGAGAGGCAACAGCUGGAUCUGUUUAUUGAUAAACUUUAUCAGUAUGUGGAAGAAGAAUCCGGCUCAUUCCUCAACACAGAAGGUUCCGGACUCUUCCAGUUACAAAGCUCAUGCAACCACAGUUGUGCGCCUAAUGCUGAGUCUACCUUUCCAUAUGGCAACCAUCGAGUGCAGCUCAAGGCAUUAAAACCUAUAAUGCCAGGUGAAGAGAUCUGUAUCAGUUACUUGGAUGAGUGUACCCUGCAAAGGUCCCGCCAUUCACGGCAAAAGGAACUGGCCCAAAACUACCUAUUCGUGUGCUGGUGUGAGCGCUGCAGCUCCCAAGCGUCGGAGCCAGACUGCACCAGCGAGGAGGAGAUGAGCGAUGAAGACAUCGAUGCAGAUGACUGAUGUUCCAACCUACUGGCCUUUUGCUUGCUCGGCUUAUGAUGCAAUAAGUGCAAGAGGUCCAGGUAUUACCAAAACGGUAAUAAACAUAAUAAGAAUAACGAAUCAAGAAUAUGGUUCGGGGCAAUGCUUGUAUUCAGUCUUAUAUUCGUUGCUUUGUUCACUAAGAAUGUCGUUUUCUUGUAUAUUGAGUUGAUUCUGUAGUGUAUUGGUCUAACUAACGUACUCGGAGACAUUUAAUGAUUACUUAAACCCUUCAUUAGUAACGAAAUGUAAUACAAUAGUAUCGAAAACAAUUGCUAAUUGAGUUAAGUAAUCAUUAAAUGACUGAGUACGGCGAUAAGAUGUAUAGUAAUGGACAGAUAUGAUGGUAAAUUAACUAUUUGAUAGUUAUGUUGUUUGGGUUUAUUACACAUUACACAGGUAGGAUUAACCUUAAAGUAUUCUCAUGACAGAUGAUUUAUGAAAAUAUUCGUGUUGGCAUUAAAAUAUUUCUAUUCAACUCGUUAGUAGAUAAAUAGAUGUUACUAGUAGUAAUAAUAAUAAUUACUGUUAUUAAUAAAAUAUACUAUUAAAUGAAUUGAUACUUCCAAUAAUGUGUGAUUCAUGUACAUAGCUUUUGUUCUAGCACAAUUUAGUACAUGCUCUACUUGAUAGCGAAGAUACUUUUCCAGCUGUUCCAUAUUGUACUUUAUUUCAAAGGUGUUAAGAGCGAUAUGUGUAGCGUAAAUGCAUUUCAAAUUUUAAGAGCAAUAUAUUUUUAAUAUGACAUUCCCUAACGGCACUAAUCAGAGUAUACUUAUAUAUAGUAUAAAGUACAUAUAUAGUUAUAUGUAUAUGUCACUAUACGUAAUUAUAACUAGCACUUGGCGGUAAUGCUAUAUAACGAAACAAAGGAAAGGAAUGUGUAAUGUUUGGCGAAAUACAACUUUGUGUAGCUGGUAUAAGAUUUAAAUUGGUGUAGCUUAUUGACAUUUAUUCGUAUGACUAAAGUAUUGAAACUAUCUAUGUUUUAGCUUAAGAAGAAAUAGUAACUGCCGUUCUCAGAGAUGUUUGAUGAUUACUUAAACUGUUCCUUAGUAACGAAUUUGUUGAGAGAACAAUUGCUAAGGACUGUGUUACAUAAGUAACUGUUAAAUAACUCCGAGUACGGCAAAAAGAGUUUAAGUAUUCUUCAACGAAAAUAUUAUAUAGGUAUUGAAUGAUAAAGGGCCCAAAAAGCGGCAAUGGAGCAAGUAAUCGAAUUUUGUAACGUAAAGCCUCGGAGAGUCGGCCUAACGAUAUAUAAUUAUAAUAAAGAAUAUUACUAUUAUUAAUAGAUAUCUAAUAAUAUUGUUCUCGUGUCAAAUUAUUGCAACGAUGCACAAUUUUUGUAGGCUAUUACUGUUGGUAGCGAAUGUAGUAUGAAAACACCUGGGAAGGAAUAGAACGAUAGUGUUACUAGUUAAGAAAUCUAGAUGUUUUAAUUGAAAUAUUUAUAGCAUGCAUUGGGUUACUAUAGUUGGACGAUAAUGAGCUCUAAGUGUAAUUGUUUUAAAGCAUAUUUUGCAACAGGACCAAACUUUAUAACAUCAUCAAUAACAGCUUAUGACCUCCUCGUAUAAGUGGUUGGAUAUCGCAAUUUUAAAGGAUCAGGGAUACCAGAGCUGUUACCCUAUUUCUGUCAAAUGUGCAGAAUGUGUGUGAUUGAGAUAAAAACUUAACAAUAUUCAGUACCCCUACUACAAGUUUGUUUUAUGUUUAACGAAAUCGAAACACGACCGUGUUAGGCGCUCUGAUGGGUUUAUUCAUUCGCACUGGCCAAUCAGAGCGCCGAACGUGCACUCGUUUCGUUUUCGUUCAACGUAAAGUUAACUAACAUUACUAAAGGUACAGGCUUGUACGCUCUUGGCUACACCCAAAAAGUUUGGUUUCUCGUACAUUAAUGAGUAGCAUGUUAAAGUUUUUAACUUAAUAUUUAACACCAAAUUAUUAAUAUUACUAUAGCAUAAUUAUUGCUAAACGAAAUUGUUAUAAGUAAAUUAUAUGUGGCACUUAAGCGGCCAAUAAACGUUACUUCUACUAUGUAGGCCUAACGAUAAAUACAUAUUGAUAUCUCUGUCUUACACGUUUAUCAGCAAAACGUGUGAGUGAGAUAGGUAUAUUGAUCAAAGAAACAUUUUGGCUCUUGACUACACGACAUGUGUCGCGCAAUGUUACUCAUGAUUAUGAGUCCCGAGCGUGGCUUGAAACUGCUCGAUUUACCUUGUCAACCAGUUACGUGAGUUACGUUCAAAUACCCAACGCCACUUAAUUUUAAGACGCUCUCAAGAAUAGUUCUGUCUCUACAAAUUCUUUAUAAAAGACAGAGAUAGUAUGAUAUUAUAAACAACUUGAAAUAAAAUUAAAAAUUAAUAUAUCCUACAAGAGUUAUAAUACAAGAAGUAACGUUUGUUGAUCGCAUUAUUAUUAUUAUAUUAUUGCAUUUCUGGCAAUCUUAUUAUUGUUAUAGUAAAUCUAUAUAAGUAUAUAGGUGUUAUAAUAUCAGGGUACUAAAUUGUGCCAAAUAGUAAUAGAGUAGAAUGUUCCGAAAUAGAUUUUAGAAUAAUAAUAAUAAUUGGCAUUUGAAUUUGGAAUAGUCUGUUCAUUUUGUGACGAUAAUUAUUGUAUGAAGUUUUUUUGUUUAAAACCUUGUUUCGUUAAGAAUGUUGAUUGAUGUUUAAAAAGUUAGGGUUUGUGUUUUUAUAUAAUAUGUAUGUUUUUUAUGACAUGUUUGUUAAGUGCUGGACACCUAACGAAUACGUGAGUUUAAUUUAAAAUAACAUAAUGUAUAAUUCUUAAGCACAUUUCCACGACGAAGUAGUUGUAUACGUUAACAUUACAUAAUAUAUGUGUGCUUUUGGGGUCUCAAUCUGUACUCUUUGUACGAAUUUGCUUUAUGUUAAACUAAAACGAAACGCGUGUUCAGCGUUCUGAUUGGCUGGCGCGAAUGAACCAACCAAUCAGAGCGCCGAACGCACUCUCGUUUCGAUCUCGUUGAAGUAAAGCAAAGUCAUACUAAGGGUACUGUAUCUAUUCUGAAAUUCACUCUACUUAUGAAAAUGACAAAUGGGCAUAAAUAAUAAAAGUGAAUAAAAAUGUUUUUAACAAAUAGGAAAUAUGCUUACGUUUAUGUGUAGCUAAUCAUCGGAAAAUGAACAGCUUUAACUUAUUAAUGAUGAAAUAGUAUGUUCACACAUUAUAUUGUUUAAUUUACGUUAUGGAACACACAAUAUAGUUUGUUAUAGGUGAACAGUACCUUUACCAUGAGUUUGAAGCAAUAGUAUUUGUCGAUAGUCGCUAGCGAUGACGUAA
Messenger RNA from Spodoptera frugiperda (fall armyworm), 4642 nucleotides. RefSeq names its product histone-lysine N-trimethyltransferase SMYD5 (gene Smyd5). The coding region runs from base 158 to 1312 and encodes 384 amino acids. Lineage: Eukaryota; Metazoa; Arthropoda; Insecta; Lepidoptera; Noctuidae. The record is from RefSeq and is a predicted model, not a curated record. Gene Ontology annotation, molecular function: histone H4K20 methyltransferase activity; protein binding. The transcript has 7 exons.